Glycine soja is the source of this 567-nucleotide messenger RNA. RefSeq lists its product as uncharacterized. Lineage: Eukaryota; Viridiplantae; Streptophyta; Magnoliopsida; Fabales; Fabaceae. The transcript is spliced from 2 exons. The record is from RefSeq and is a predicted model, not a curated record. The annotation marks the transcript as partial.
AAUGCUGCACUAUCAACAUGGCCUUGCAAGCAUUAUAUUGCACCAUCAUACAAGGAUGUAAAGGACUUGUUCGAACAAUGGAAAGAAACUAAUAAGGAAGACCAAAAGAUGUUCACUGAAUUCAUUAAUGAGAACGUGAAUCUGAACAAAGCAGAUGAAUCUAUGUUAAUCACUGCAAUAGUGGCACCACCAGCAGCCAUGAUGGAUAAGAAAGCAGGACAAGUAGUGCCUCAACUUGCACUUAUGAAUGCCAUACCUGAUGUUGUGUUUGUGCCCUCAGCUACACUUUUGGCUCUCAUUGCUAUUAAGAUCAUAAAAUUAACCUUCAUUGGAAAUACAACAUCUAAGGACACAAAGACACAUGUGCAACCUACACCUGAACAAAAACUUCCAACCACAAUUGCAUUUGAAAAAGAACCUCAAAUUGCAACUAAACAAGAACCUCAUACUACAACUACAAUUGAAGAACCUCAAAUUGCAACUGAACAAGAACCUCAAAACUACAACUGCACCUUCACAUAUACCUCGAUACAUCCACAAGGACAACACCUUUUGCCCCUUAUGUAA